Molecule: messenger RNA, 1535 nt
Organism: Symbiodinium pilosum
Lineage: Eukaryota; Dinophyceae; Suessiales; Symbiodiniaceae
Source: the annotation of a GenBank genome assembly
GUUCUUCGCGCAGCUGAAGCGCUGCUGCAUUCUGCGGGCGCGCAAGCUUCUCUUUUGAGGGCCAUGGAGGGCCAUGACAUCCAGGCUCUUGAGAAUGCGUUGAAGGAUGCAGAAGCAGCCGGUGUUGGGUCAAAUGUGCUUGUGAAAGCACGUGAUCGCCUUUGCAAGUUGAAGGAAGCAGAAGCCCGGGCAAAAGCAGCGGAGGAACUUCAGGCUGCCAUUGACAGCGGUGACCUCGCACUGUUGGAAGCUGCGCUUGCGAAAGCGCGGUCUCUGAAGGUCUCUGAGGACGCGUCCACCUCACAACCGAUGCUGACGCCUCUCGGGCCCUUCACAGUUCUUACCGCAGCUGAAGCACUGCUGCAUGCUGCGGGCGCACAAGCUUCUCUUUUCAGGGCCAUGGAGGGCCAUGACAUCCAGGUUCUCGAGAAGGCAUUGAAGGAUGCAGAAGCAGCUGGUGUUGGGACUGUGAUGGGCCGGGUAGGUGCGACAGCAGAAGACAAAAACGGCGCCUCCAAGAAGUGGCUGGAUUAUGUUUGGACUUUGCGAUGCCAUGAGGAAAGAGUUCUUCGCGCAGCUGAAGCGCUGCUGCAUGCUGCGAGCGUGCAAGCUUCUCUUUUGAGGGCCAUGGAGGGCCAGGACAUCCAGGCUCUGGAGAAUGCGUUGAAGGAUGCAGAAGCAGCCGGUGUUGGGUCAGAUAUGCUUGAGAAAGCACGUGAUCGGCUUUGCGAGUUGCAGGAAGCAGAAGCCCGGGCAAAAGAAGAGGAGGAGGAACUUCAGGCCAGGGAAGAGGCAGCGCGCAUCGCUCUGCUCGCCCUCAAUGAGUUGUUGGCUGCCAUGAAACUCUCCGACCUGGCAGCCUUGCAGAAAGCCUUGGCCGCGGCUAGGACGUGUGGUGUCAGUGAGGAGAUCUUGCAGCAAGGUGAGCAAAGGCUGGCAUGUCUGGUGGCGCAACAGGAAGCCGACGAGCAUCGGAAAGAGGUGGAGGCGGAGCUUUUGGCCGCCAUCACGGCCGACGCGGACACGCUCCUGGCCGUGCUGCUUAGGGCUGAAGCUGCCAAAGCCGACCCAGAGGUCUGCUCGCGGGCGCGUGAGGCGCUUUUGCGCAUGAGACGUUUUGAGGCGGAGCAAGCCACCGAGGUGCUGGUUGCAGCCAUGGCGGGUGCGGACGCAGAGGCUCUGGAGGCAGCCUUAAGCCGGGCCAGGGAGGCGGAGGUGGACAGCAACCUCCUCCAGGAUGCAGAAGCUGCUCUCCAGGAGCUGCGGGAACUAGCUCUGCAGGGGCCGCAGCGACGGGAGGCGGAGGCCGAAUUGCAGGCUGCCAUUGACAGCGGUGACCUCGCAAUGUUGGAAGCUGCGCUCGCGAAAGCGCGGUCUCUGAAGGUCUCUGAGGACGUUCUAGGCGCAGCUCAAGCGGUGCUGCAUGCUGCAGAAGCGCAAGCUUCUCUCUUCAGGGCCAUGGAGGGCCAUGACAUCCAGGCACUCAUGGCGGCCCUGCAGACCGCGUACGCUGCUGGCGUCGAUUCUGGCUACCU